This is a messenger RNA of Ogataea philodendri, 711 nucleotides long. RefSeq lists its product as uncharacterized. NCBI's taxonomy places the organism in Eukaryota, Fungi, Ascomycota, Pichiomycetes, Pichiales, Pichiaceae. The transcript has 2 exons. The record is from RefSeq and is a predicted model, not a curated record. The coding region runs from base 1 to 711 and encodes 236 amino acids.
AUGGCGUCCAGCAGCUCCAGCAGAGAUGGACCAGAGUACCAUGGACACUCCUUAGGGUUGACUCUCUCCUUCAAACCGGCUCCCGUCUUGUGGCCCGGAGCGUCCAAAAUGGUGUAUCUUCUCUUUUCGGUCUCGAAGUACGACUUUCCCACCUCGAUGGUCUUACCGUCGUUUCUCUCUUCCUUGUUUGUGUCCAUGAUCCAAGAAAGAUACCAUCCUUGUCUUCCUGCGUCCUUGGCCUCUCUCUCGUACUUCUCGACGGUUCUCUUGUCAACAGCACCAGUCAAGAAUAGCAAGUUACCACCCAUCGUACUUUUUCCGGCAUCAACGUGUCCCAUAAAGAUGAUCGACAUGUGGUCCUUGCCGCCAAACAUGUCCUGCAAAACCGACUCGUCGAGCUGGUCCUCCUGCUCCUUGAUGACCGAGGCAGAAGAAACUGGCUUGGUAGUCUUGUCGAUCUUCUCCUUGGAAGCAGCCUUGGCAGACACCUUUGGCUCAGCUUUUGGCUCAGCUUUGGUCUCGACCUUAGCCUCGGCCUUCUUUGGCUCUGUCUUGACCUCCUCCUUCUUUGGCUCCUCCUUAGGCUCCUCCUUCUUUGGUUCCUCCUUCUUCUUGGCAGGAGCCUUGACGGUGCUACUGUUAAGGUUCAACUUCAGCUUGGUCUUUGGCUUGCUGGUCUUGCUAAGAGCCUCCUGUUGCUGUUUCUGGUAG